This is a messenger RNA of Cydia pomonella (codling moth), 6519 nucleotides long. RefSeq names its product cell adhesion molecule Dscam2-like. Lineage: Eukaryota; Metazoa; Arthropoda; Insecta; Lepidoptera; Tortricidae. Gene Ontology annotation, molecular function: protein binding. The coding region runs from base 207 to 4613 and encodes 1468 amino acids. The record is from RefSeq and is a predicted model, not a curated record. Gene Ontology annotation, cellular component: plasma membrane; axon. The transcript has 35 exons. Gene Ontology annotation, biological process: cell-cell adhesion; axon guidance.
GCUAUAAAUAAUGGUGCUAGAAAUAGUUAUAAUUUCGUGUCGACAAAAAUACAUACAUGUACUGUGGAGUCGGCUCCGAAGCAGUUGCAUCCUCUGUGCAAUCAAUAGAUCAGUGAAGCGGAACGACUGCUGCGUAUAUUUGGACUCCCCGAAUAUUCAAAGACCUUUGCAAUGCGAACAACCACCAGCAGCGAUUAUCUACUAAAAUGGCGGGAAAAGCACUCUUAAUCUUCGCUACCAUUUCAGCAUUAAAUAUAGAUGCUCUUCGUGUCUACAACAUACGCCAUUCAUCUGCUUUGAGUGCAUCCCGGGAAGACAUCUCUGCGAUAAUCAAAAAGUCCCUUCAAUUUCAACGAAAUUUUUCAAAUGGGUCCUCAUUGCAGUCACAAGGUGAGGUAUCUAGGACGUCACAACCUAAUCAAAGUGAGCAAAACCUAGAUCCGGGAUAUCAUACUUACGGUCUUGACAGAAGAAAACGAAUUUACCGCAGUCUGUCUGAUGGUCGAGUGAUCAUCACCCAACAUUUCACAGAGAGGACUGUCACUCCUGGCGGUGAUAUCAGCAUGCAAUGCUCAGCCACGGGGGACAGACCGCCUCAAUUCACCUGGGAGCGAGACGGGGUCGUAGUCACCACUGAUGCGAGGUAUUCGCUAGGUCAGCUGAUGACCUCCGACAACUCGGUGGUCGCUCAGUUGAACAUAACGCGGGUGCGCGUGGAGGACGGUGGGCUGUACUCCUGCAUCGCUUCGGAGGGCGAAUAUUCGGCCGUCCACGAGAACCGACUAGACGUUUACGGUCCUCCAUACAUAAGAGUACUACCUCCGAUCAAAGUCCAGAGUGGUGAAUCGAUCAACUUGAGGUGUCCUUUUUACGGAUAUCCUAUUAGUAAAAUCGACUGGGAGUACAAGGGCAAAACAAUCAAUUCCAAUCCAUUUCAAACACGAUACAAACGCAACCAGAAACGUAAAAGAAACGCGCCAACAGUUAACAUGAACGGAGUCUUAACACUCACAGAGGUUUCUAAAGAGGAAAAUGGCGCCGUGUUCACUUGCAUAGUCACCAGUCCUUCCGGAGAGAUGGCUCGGAGAGCUUUCGAAAUACAAGUCAUCGAAGCUCCAGUGCUAGAUGAUUUGCUACUAGGCAAUAAUUUACAGGAGGGCCAGAUUGUUAAUGUGUAUUGCAAUGUCAGGAGUGGUGACCUACCAAUACAUUUUGAAUGGUUAAAAGAUGGGAAGAGGAUACCUAGUGGUUUAAAGGUAGUAGAACGAAGUUCUGAGCUCUUCAGUGCCUUGGUAAUCAAGAAGGUAUCUCUAGAACACUGUGGAGUUUACACCUGUGUCGCCUCUAACCACGUCGCUAAGGUUAACAGAUCUACAGAACUUUACAUUAAAGUGGCUCCAAAAUGGUUGGAAGAGCCGUCCAACUCUUCGCUCCUUCUGGGCCGGAGGGGAGCCGUAUCGUGCAGUGCUAGCGGCUACCCGCAGCCUCAGGUGCACUGGAUGAAGAAAGACGCUCUUCUUGGCACCUGGCAGCCAGUCCUAGAGCUCGCCGGCGGCGGGAUCCUCAGCCUACCCAAUGGGACCCUCGUGAUAGAGGAGGUGUCCCUAGCUGACGAGGGGCUCUACUCCUGUAACGUGGAGAACGGAGUGGGGCAGCCGCUUAGCAAGUCUGUGUGGAUGAGUGUCAAUAAACCCGUUCACUUUGAAUCAUCGACAGCCAACGUGACCUCACGGUUGGGUCACCCGAUAAACUUGGCAUGCAAACCACUCGGCGAUGAACCAAUCAGGGUUACCUGGACCCACAAUGGGAACGUCAUCGAUUUUCGACAUCACAGAUCAAAACUAACUGAGACGAAAUCCACACUGGGCGUUGUUAGCACAAUCAACAUCCAAUAUUCCGAGGCUAUGGACGGCGGCUUGUACCAGUGCCGAGCGAGCAACCCCUACGGCGCUGCAAGCUUCGCUAUACAUCUCACCAUUUUAGAGCCCCCCACGCCGCCGUCCGACCUCCGCGUGGAGUCUGUAUCGUCACGCGGCGCGCUCGUGUCGUGGCGCGACGCGCGGACGGCACACGCACAGUACUACUCCUUGCAGCAUGUGCCGCAGCACUACAAUGUCUGGGAGCACGCGGUCACCAUCAACGUCUCUAGAAAAGACACAGAUCUGCGGCAAAGCUUGGAGCUGCAGAACCUGAGGCCGGCCACUGCGUACGGCGUGCGAGUAGCCACCGGCAACAAAGUCGGCGUCAGUCUGUUCACCGCCCCCGUGCACUUCACCACACACGAAGAGGCUCCAUCUUCACCCCCGAACAAUGUGCAAGUGGAACAGACUGACAAUCCCGGAGAGCUGCGGGCUUCCUGGAUGCCUCCGCUGAAGGAGACGCACAACGGGCUUAUAGUGGGGUAUCAUGUUAAGGCGGUGCCGCAAGGCAUUUCAGUAUCGGACAUCAAUGACUCUAGAACAGUCAAGGUUUUACAUCAAUCAGGAAAACAAGAAACUUUACUAAGUGGACUCUUAAAGAACACUAGGUAUGCUGUGUCAAUAGCAGCCUUUACUAGUGCGGGAUCAGGACCAUUCUCUAUACCCGUAUUUCAAGACACCAGGGAAGGAGCGCCAGAGCAAGCGCCGCUGGCGGUGGAGUGCACGGCGGUGUCACCGACGUCACUGCGCGUGGGUUGGCAACCCCUGCAGGCCGGCGCCAGCUCGCUCGUCGGCUACUCUGUGCUUUACGCGGCAGAGGAGGACGCAUGGCAUAACCAAACGUCGCUCCAUACCGAGAUAUACCUGCAGGGCCUGCUGAAGUACUCUAACUAUACCGUCAAAGUGGCCGGUUUCUCCAACUACGGGGCAGGACCUUUCUCCUAUCCGAUCGUUUGUGCUACAUUACAGGACGUGCCCGAUCCGCCAGCUGACAUCAAAGUGCUGGUGCUGUCGGGCUCCUCCCUGCUCGUCAGUUGGAAGAGACCGGAACAUUCCAAUGGAAUACUGCUGUAUUAUACAGUUUACGUCAAACCUACUUCUAGCAACGGCCCCCCACAAACUUACCGCGUGGAGGAGGGCCGCACCAGCGCAGAGAUCAAGGAGCUGGGCGCGGGCCGCAGCUACGAGGCGUGGGUCACCGCCACAACCCGCGCCGGCGAGGGAGCGCCCUCCCGCCGCGUCUCACACACCCCGUCGUCUAGAGUGGUAGCGGGCGUGGCUUCCCUGGGCGGCACCGUGUCGGUGGGAGUGGGCAGCUCGCUGCUGCUGGUGUGCCAGUGCGUGGGCGUGCCGCCGCCGCGCACCGUGUGGUACCACAAGCACAACAUCAUCACGCACCACCCGCGCUUCACCAGGAACCAUGACGAUAGUCUGCUCAUCAAUAACAUAGACCCAUCUCUCGGCGGCAACUACACCUGCCUUGCAAAGAACCUGUACGGCUCAGACUCGGUGGAGUACUCGGUGGUGGUGCUGCCGCUGCCCGAGGCCCCCGUGCUGCGCGCCACGCCGCACAAGCACUCCAUACUCGUGGAGUGGGAGCAGCCCUACUACUCACACAACAAGAGCAGUCAGAAGAUUGGUUACAGUCUUACUUGGAAAGUGGCCAAUGGACCGUGGCAGGAGGCGUGGCCGGCGACGCGGCCGAAUUUGUCGGUACAAAAGCAUACACUGACGGGUCUUAAGUGCGGAACUAAGUACUCCGUUAGGAUCACGGCCACUAACAAAGUGGGGACAUCCCAACCGGCGUAUCUGGACGUGAGCACCCUUGGGGGAGUGCCGAUCCCGCCGGCGAGCAGCGAGUGGUUGUGGAGCAACAGCACGCACCUGUACGUGCAGCGCGCGGGCUGGGACGACGGCGCGUGCCCGCUGCGCGCGUUCGACGUGCAGCACCGCCCGCUCGGCACGCGUGCCUGGAGGACCGCGCAGACACAGAGUUACACGGACCUUUCGUCAUGGAGCUCGUACGAGUCGGGGCGCAGCGGGUCCUUCGCCAUCGGGGACCUGACGCCCGGCACCUGGUACCAGGUGCGCGUCACCGCCACCAACGAGGCCGGCAGCGUCACCACGAUAUACGCCUAUGCUACUAAGAAUGAGGAUGGCAGCGAAGUCGGCCCACCAUCGGAAUUUUUAGACCUGAAUAUGAUCGUCAUCAUCUGCAGCUCGAUUUUACUGCUCAUCUGUCUUCUCAGCUGUGUUUACAUACUCGUCAGGAGACAAAGAAGCGGCAACCUAACAGAGUACCGCGACUCGAUAACCGUGGACAACAAGUCGGAGAGCGGCAACCUGACCGCCAACACGUCGCACACCAACCUCGCCAACAUGGCCAACGCCGGCAACCUGUCCAGCAAGGAGAACGCCAUCAACGCGCAAAACAGGAUUUACAGCGCGCCCAUACAUAUGAGGAACAAUAGCAAGCAUGAGCUGUACGAGAUCAGUCCGUACGCGCAGUUUGCGGUGGGGUUCCGUACGUUCGGGCACGUCGACAACCAGGACUUGCCCGGCCGACACAAGCACCGUUUCGACACAGAAACCAGUUUUCAAGUGUGUUCAGAGUCUGAGGACAGUGAUAGUAUAUCAAAAUCCACACUCAAGAGCGUGCCAAGAAAAGCAUGUCGGCAACCACACCACAGAUAACUAGACAAGGAAGAAUUAUCUUUUUAAAAUGGUUGAGGAAUAAGAUUCCAUGGACCAUUACCAAGGUGCCAAACGUUCGGUAGCAUUGUUACGUUGAAAUAGUUAAAAAAACUUUUGAAUUUCAAGGAAAACGAAUUGUCAUCGAAACCAUACUGCCCUUAAAACCGCUAUUAAUUAUUGUAAUUUCUUAUUAUACUUACUUAAUAAUUACAAAACUGGUAUGGUUUAAACGUGAGAAAGAGUUAAAGCUUUGGCAAAGGCUAAACCCAUCAACCGAUCAUUGAUUGAUGGCGGGGAAUAUUAAUUAUUUUUACUCGAGAAUUACAUAAUAAACCAAUCAAAUGCCGUAACUACCUGGGUAGUUGGAUACAAUGGGCGCUAAUGGGUUAAAAUAGAGAAUUUCUGAAAAAGUUUUUACAUAAGUAGGAUACAAGUACCUAUCUAAACGGCGUUUUUUUGUCUAUUUUGUUAUAGGUACAUUUUUUAAUGAUGUACAAAACUAUUGUUGAUUACAUUUAACAUAGGUAUACAAUAUAAGAAAUUAUUUUGUAGAGCAAAUCUUAAUUACAAAAUAAAACCAAUAAUAGUAUUGUGAAUCUAAAAAAUAUUGUGACAAAAGAGGAAAGAUAAAGUGUUCCGAUAUAGUGAGCGGUCCCAUAUAAUUUUUACCAUCAUCUCUCACCUGUUAUUAUACCACAAACAGUUCAGGACGACUUCGCCCACAAUCCUAUUUCGUCACGUUUUUAAAUCGUCCACAAUCCCAUGUCGUCGGCAUACAAUUACUAAAUCGUCACCUUCCUAACUCGUCCACAUUCGUAUAUAGUCAAUUUCUUAUCUUGUACAUAUUCCUAUACGUUCCAAAGUGUUAACUCGUCCCCUUUUGUAUCUGUUCUUUAUAAGAGUACUAAGACGAUAUAGGAAUGGUGAUAAGUUAACAGUAUAGUCGAUAUACGAGUAGGAAUGGUGAUGAGUUAGCACCGUGGACUAAGACGGUGGCCGAGUUAAGAAGGUGAUACAGGAAUGUCGACGAAACCGGACAGUGGACCAUAUGGCAAUGAGGACAACCUAAGAAGUCGGCGAAAUAGAACUGUGGGCAAAUUCGGCCUGAGACAUUCAAACCGAGACUUUAUUAUGCUAGGUUAUAUAAUAUACAGAGUGGAAAGAAUGAUGUGCCCUGGAGGGAUAGUGGCUUAAAAACGUACCUAAGUUAGGUCAUUUUACUUUAUGGAAACAUUCUUUUGUUUUAAAAAGAAACAAAUCUGUAUUCAAAGUUUUUUUUUUAAUUUUCAUGUCGGGCCCGGGAAUCGACCCGACAAAAAAAACUAAAUAACUAUUCGAUUUUAUUGACAUUUUGUACGACAGACGAGUAUAAGGCAUUAAUGUUUCUUGGAGAAAUUUUAACAUUAACAUUAACGGUACCGACUAGUGGAAGAAAAUAGCGGAUUUUCGAGCGAUACAUACGAAUAAAAAAAAUCUAUUGAUGCAGUUUAGUUUCUUUAAAAAAUUAAAGAAUGUUACCUGUAAGUAAAAUGAGCUAACUUAUGUUUUUGAGGCACUUUUUCUCACAGGGCCCAUACAUUUUUUCCACACUGUAUAUGUAAAAGUACCUAGCGACAUUGAGAAGUUAAAGUAAUGCCCAAAUUGGGGAAAAAGGGUUGAAGAAUUUAUACUUAUUAUUUAUUUAAUCGUAUGGCAUGCAUGGAUAGGCAAUCAGAGAACAGCUUUGAGGUUGUUAAGCCAGGUAACUACGUCGGGUGUCAAGACAUCUAGAUCCUCAGCUGGGCCAGGAUAGAAGUGAAGUGGGCAGCGCCGAAAUAUGUGCUCAAUGGUUUGUUCUUCUUCGCCGCACUCGCAGAGCGGAGACUCCUUCUAACCCCACUUAUGUUGGAAAUAAUUACAGCGGCCA